Myzus persicae (green peach aphid) is the source of this 2121-nucleotide messenger RNA. RefSeq lists its product as uncharacterized. Gene Ontology annotation, biological process: protein modification by small protein removal. NCBI's taxonomy places the organism in Eukaryota, Metazoa, Arthropoda, Insecta, Hemiptera, Aphididae. The coding region runs from base 378 to 2051 and encodes 557 amino acids. Gene Ontology annotation, molecular function: peptidase activity. The record is from RefSeq and is a predicted model, not a curated record. The transcript is spliced from 13 exons.
UCAAUUUUUCGCAUAUCACCUCCUCUACAGACCCCGCGAUCUUUGUCUGCUUAUUACGUCGAUGUGAUUCAAUAAUACAAUACAACAAGUAACAACCGUGACCGCCGAACCGAUCAGUCUGCGGCAAGUUGUGAAUUCAUUAUCAUCGAUGUUAUGAGUCAUUGCUAUUUGAAGUGUCUGAACUAAAAUUGAAGAACGCAUUUUUAUACUUUUCUACAAUCCGUCGCGAUUUGCGUCACUGUCUGAAACCCAUUUUCUCGCAUCAGUCUUAUAUUUAUAUUUUAUACAGAUCGAAUAAUUCUACGAAUUAUUUAAACCAUAUACAUUGACCUUUCGAUUGACUUGCAAAUUUCUUGAGUGGAUUUGUACCUACAACAAUGGGAGAAGCCGGUGAGGAAGUCCAAUUAUAUGUUUACGAUUUAACUGGUGGUAUGGCCAAAUCCCUGGGUCAGUCAUUAUUGCAAAAAAAUAUUGAAGGUAUUUGGCACACUGCAAUAAUAGUAUUCGGUAAAGAGUAUUUUUUUGGCUCCAAUGGGAUAUCAGUAUGCGAUCCAGGCACCACAGCCUUGGGAAAUCCGCUACGUACCCAUAGUUUGGGAAAGACGUGUUUGCCGCAAGACGUGUUCCAAGAAUAUUUGCGUGGUCUAGAACAGGAUACAUUCUCCGCAGACAAGUAUAAUUUAUUACGACACAAUUGUAAUAAUUUUUCCAACGAGAUUAGUCAGUUUUUAUGCGGAAAUACAAUUCCUAGCUACAUUUUAGACUUACCAAACGAAAUACUUAACACUCCAUUUGGUCAACAACUGGCACCACUUUUAGAGUUAUUCUCCAACAAUAUUGGUAUACAUCCGGGCGUAACGAGGUCUGCUUCCGAUUUUGAAUCUCUUAACAACGAUAUCGAUUCUGCCAGAAAACAAUCAGCGUUAUUAGAAGAAAAACGCAAUAAGCUUAACGAGAAACUAGAAAAAAGAGAUAAAAGAAAGAAGAAAAAGAAGAACAAGAACAAAAACUUGAGCGAUCAGUUUUGUACGGAUUCCGAACCCAGUUCCAGCAGGUACGGCGAUAAUCGCAAAAAAAUGUCUGAAAACGGGACGAAUGGAGUAAAUGCUGAGAACGAAGUUCUCCGGCCUGCAGCUGUAGUUGAUGACAAUGACGCGGAAGACUUGGCAAGGAAGGAGCUUGAGUUACAGCGUAAAGCACGUGACCCGCCUAUAGUGUUCCUGGAUACCAUAAACGUACAAAAUGAAUUGGAACGAUUAGUUGGUUUGAUCGAUGGCCGCAUAAAUCCGGACGACAUGCAGUAUGUCGCCGAACUCGAUCAGUAUAUGUUGGAGAACGAAGGCUCUUGGGCUCUGGGCGAAGGUUUCCUAUCGUUUGUUGGUAGAUUAUUAAACGACAGUCAGCUAGUUUCAGAGGUGCGCGAGACGAUAUUGAACAUUUUGGCCGCUGGUGCACUCAAAGACGAUAUUAUUUUAGUGUUGCACCAAGACAGAAGGGAGCACAUACUUAUGAAUUACGCUAAUGGAUUUGAUAAACUUCCUCUGCUUGAACAGCUAGCUCUCACUUUAUUUAUGUGCAAUUUGUUUGAGAAUAGCAGCACUUCUGAAUGGCUUUUAUACAUAUCUGAAUGGCAGUUGGGUUCCAGUUCGGUGAGCAACAUACGUGUGACAACUAAGGUGGCGGUGAAUUCGUUAUUGUCAGAAGACAAGGUUCUGCAAGACCGAGGUACAGCCUUGGUGCACAACUUGGCCUGCAAGGAGAAAAUGUUAAAAAACCAAAACAUUCGAAGACUGUUACCCGUGGGAUCGUUUUUUAAGGUGUUCGAUGAUGUAGUUGUGGAACUUGCUAUGGCUGUUUUACAGUAUUUCAACAGCAAACCCAAUGAAGAGCAUAGUUUUAGAUGUAUGAAGUCCUUGGCCAGAUUUUGUCAAAUAUCUAGGCAAGACGUACCACAGUUGGUACAAAUGAUUGGGCCUCCACCAUCUGCUUUCAAAGGCAUAUCAAAUAGAAUUGACGAACAAAUUACUGAAAUUCAAAAUUAUCUGCGUUGAGAAAAAAAUGUAAAUAAAUUAUACCGAUAAAAGCAUUUUUUAUGAUAAUUUUUUAACUCUAAUAUGAUAU